UGAUGCAGCAUAAUGAACUUGACCCCUUGAAAGUAUGGAUGAUGCCAGAAGCUCGUGGCCUCAGCCGCAUCCUACAAGACCCAAGGCUCAGCAUCAUUCUAGUUCAUGAUCGUCAUCAUUCCCACUCAGAGCGCCCAGCCAGCUUACGCACAUCUGUUCAUCGUCACCGCUGGUGUGAUAACGUCUUGUCAAGUUCCUGAUCACCGUACGUAGUGCUCGCCCUUGACGAGAUGGAGAACGAGGCAUUUCUGCACCAACAGGCCAAACGACAAAGAAAGCAACGCCACACAAGACGCUACUUGCUGGAUGCGCUCAUGUCUGAGGCAAAGCUCAUAGGCACGUUUGUGCAUCUCAAAAAGAAACCAGAUGCAGAACGUGCUCAAAAAACGCUACAACGCGUCGCCAACCAUGUCAUGCCAAUCCUCAAAGCUCGUAGCUGGCGCGUUCGUACCCUUGCUGAAUUCUACCCUGAGCAAAAAAACUUACUCGGUACAAAUCUCAAUCGAGGACAAAAGAUAUCGUUGCGAUUGAGGCAGCCAUUUGAUGAUAGCUCACACCUUGAAUUUGAAGAUGUCAUGGGAACAAUGCUACAUGAAUUAGCGCAUAUCGUACGCGGUCCGCAUGACGAGCAGUUCUACAGAGUUCUAGAUUCACUCAAUCUAGAGUAUGACGCACUACUGAGUAGUAGCGCCGGCAAGUUCUUGGAGUUGGGCGAAGGAAAGACACUUGGUGGACGGGCAGCUGGUCCAACACAGCAAGAAAUCAGAAAAGCCGCUGAGCGAAGAAAGAGAGGGACAGGACCACAGGGACAAAAAGUUGGGGGUGCUUUAUCAGGUAUGCUUUCUGCAAAUCAACGUGCUGCUGAAGCGGCUCAGCGACGCUUGUUUGAUGCGAAAUGGUGUGGUCAUGGUCGAGCUGAAGACCCAGUCUUGGUGGAUGAAGAGGAGGAAAUUUCCAAUGAUGAAAGUCUAACUAUUAUGACAGACGAUACGAAGGCCAAGAGACCAAUACAGGCGCAGUCUGAUAUUAUCAUCAUCGAAUCUGACGAAGAGACGCCCAAGCUCAAGCCUGCACUACAAAAUCCAAACAAGAAGCGCAGAAGAGCCGAUGAGAAUGGUGAUUAUGCAAGAAUGAAGCAGCGCGGUCUCAUCAGAGAUACUUUACAAGACCACCUCGCCAAGCUGGCUGCAGACAAAGCUACCAAGUCUGGAGACAAAAUGACAACUAUGCCACUUGCUACGAUCCCUGGCCGUUGGUUUUGCGGUAUUUGUACAUUAGCCAACAAGCUUGGGGAUGCCUACUGCGAUGCGUGUGGCACUGAACGACCCUCCGGAGCGAAUCGACUUGGACAACAUUGGCUCUGUGAGGGCUGCUUGCAAAUGAACGAAAAGAGCAUGUGGAUGUGUAUACGUAAUAAUCUGCCCCAUGUUUCAAUUUUAACUAACAAGCUAGGCUGUCAAGCGAUCAAGAAGAGUUCGUAAAUCAUAAGCCCGAGACUGGAUGAUUUGUUUGUACUUGGAGU
This is a messenger RNA of Protomyces lactucae-debilis, 1522 nucleotides long. RefSeq names its product WLM domain-containing protein. Bases 231 to 1481 code for a protein of 416 amino acids. The record is from RefSeq and is a predicted model, not a curated record. Lineage: Eukaryota; Fungi; Ascomycota; Taphrinomycetes; Taphrinales; Protomycetaceae. The transcript has a single exon.